CACCGGCGCUGGCCAACAUCGACAAGUCGAGGCGCAGCCGCUCCCGCAAGAAGAAGAAGCGCAGCCGAUCGCGCAAGCGCAGGAGGAAGAGCAGUUCGAGCUCCCGCAGCCUUUCGAAAAGUCCAGUGCAAGCAGCCUUGGACGGUCUUCCGCAG
Messenger RNA from Symbiodinium sp. CCMP2456, 155 nucleotides. The record is from the annotation of a GenBank genome assembly. Lineage: Eukaryota; Dinophyceae; Suessiales; Symbiodiniaceae.